AUGGACACACCGGACUGUCAGCAAGUUCAAGGUCUCGCUGGAGAAAAUUCUAAGCUGUGGGACCAAAAUGUGCAACUUUCCAGUCAAAUCAGCCACUUGCAGAGCAGAUUGAGUCAUCUAUCCGCUUCCAACAACAACCUUACUGCAAGGCUGAUGCAGAGUGAAGAAGAGAAAUUGAAGGUGUCCAAGGAGCUGUUGGAGGAGAAACUUCAGUUCAGUCAAGCAAUGAUGCGGUCGGAAAAAGAGGUGUUUGACCUAAAGGAGAACACCGUCUUGUCUGCGGUUACCAUUGUUGAGGUAAUAAGCCAACUCAGCGUGACGUCAGACCUACAGAUGGAGCGAGAUAAACUACUCCAAGAACUUCGGUCAGCCCAGGCUUGCGUUCAGGCUGGAGAAGAGAGCGGAAAGGAGCUGAGAGACGACCUCACUACCCUCAAGAACAGCUUUCUGGCCUUGUCACAGGCUCAUGACACUGAAGUGAAGCACAAUGAAGAGCUGAGCUCUGACCUUGAUGAGCUUAGACGCAUGUUGGAAGAAAUGAAGAACAGUUGUGAGGCGCUACUAAAGAGACUCACGGAGCAAGUUGUGGCAUUAAGUCACGAACACAAGGACGACGAGCGAGAGAUUCAUAGCAGACAGCCCAAGCUAUCUGAGCAGAGUCAAAGGGGAAAAAAAGCCAACAGUAGGAGGGCAGCAUGUUCUGACUGGCGUUCUCUCUCUCUUCUGAGCAUCCAGAGCACUGUGAAAGAGUUGGAAGCAGAGAACUCCAAUUUGGAGUUGCAGUUAAAACACCUGAACAAAGAGUAUCGCACAAGGCUUGUGUGCUACCUUCGUGACAUGAUGGUGAAUAAUGACCUCACGCAAUUGGAUCGUCAUGGAAAAACCAGGGCUAGAUUCAUGAAGGAGUUGGUUGACAGAGUUCUACAGGAUAUUCGCUCGACCGACUGAGUCAGGGAGGAGCAGUUAGCAUCUGCAACCAGCCUCUAUAAGAAGAAACUGCACAGGAUCACAAAGGCACAUCAGGAUCUACUUGUUGCUCACAGUCUUAUUCUCAGCAUUCAGAGGGACACGUUCAAAACAAGCGGUGGCCAUGGACCGUCCGAUCUCCAACCAGAGCUCAGUGAAGAAGCUCACCUGGACAAGGUUCAGGAGGUGGCAGUUCUCCCUGCUCUCACAGUGAGCUGCCCAGAGGCCAGUGAACUGGCUCAGGCAUGUGACGCUUCCUGUGUGGACAAAGUAAAGCAGCUGAAGCCGCUGUCCUCUGAGGAAAGCUUGGAAAAGGAGCGAGCCGCUCUCAUCACGAGAGCAACAGCAGCUGAAGCAAAGGUUUUUGAGCUGCAGAGGUACAGGGACAAUCAACUGGCCAGCUCAGGUGUGAAAGCCAAUGACAACAACGAGCAGUUUCUGUUUUACCUGUUGGUGCAGUUCAACUGA
This is a messenger RNA of Synchiropus splendidus (mandarinfish), 1434 nucleotides long. RefSeq names its product coiled-coil domain containing 78 (gene ccdc78). Lineage: Eukaryota; Metazoa; Chordata; Actinopteri; Syngnathiformes; Callionymidae. The transcript has 14 exons. Gene Ontology annotation, cellular component: cytoplasm. The record is from RefSeq and is a predicted model, not a curated record.